This is a messenger RNA of Paramecium tetraurelia, 1338 nucleotides long. RefSeq lists its product as uncharacterized. Gene Ontology annotation, biological process: transmembrane transport. Gene Ontology annotation, cellular component: membrane. The transcript has 3 exons. Lineage: Eukaryota; Ciliophora; Oligohymenophorea; Peniculida; Parameciidae. The record is from RefSeq and is a predicted model, not a curated record.
AUGAAUGCAGAUCACAAAAUUCCAUUAAUGGAGUAGGAAUUGCCAGCAUUGGAUGGAAUCGAAUAGAAACUGUCCAAUCCACACGAUAGUUUGGUCAAGGGAUCGACCAAUCAAACCAAAUUGUCCAUAAAAAAUGCAUUUUCCAGAAUCAGCCAUCUGUCUGUCCAUAAUGUUAAUACUGCACUCUUCUUCAUUAGAGAGAACUGGAAGAGUGGCAUGACGUAGGCUAUGAUGAAUAUGCCCUUCAUAUUGAAUGCUGGCAACAACACUGGAGGCAAUCCCUCAGCUGCCUACACCUCCGCUUUGAUUGGAGGGCUGAUCAACGGGUUCUUUAGUGGAAGCAAUCAUUCGAUCUAUGCACCUACUUGGGUGGCCGCGGGAUUCAAUUAUUAAAUAGUAUAAAAAUAUGGAUAUGAAGCAGUUCCCUGGGUGACCAUCAUGAUUGGAUUGUAAAUCUACAUCCUGAGUCAUAUGAAGUGGCAUCAUCUGAUCGAUUUCAUGCCAAAUUACGUAAUCGAGGGCUACUAUCUGGGAUUACUAUUUCUAAUUGCAAAUGGCUACAUUGAUUAUGCGUUUGGAUUGAGUGACAUGCAUUCCAACAGAGGAUUCUAAGUAUACCACGAUAGAUUUGAGAUGUAUCAAGAAUUCUUCAGAAGAGGAGAUCUAUAUUAUUUCGGAGCAUCAAUCUUCAUAUUCCUUCUACUCUAUUUCGGCUGGAAGAUCAACAAGGACUUGCCUUUGAUUGUGUUAGUCUGUCUGACUGGCUUGAUGGUUGGCAUACUCUUCCCAACAGAAAAGUGUUUAAAGAAUGUUUACGGAGAUGUAAGUUUAAAACUGUCUUUCAUUGAAAGUGGUGGUCCUCAUUUCUAGCCAGACAUGUGGACACUCAUAUUUCUGUUUGUGUACGCCAUUAAAAUGACAUUCUACAUCACCAUACAGAAUUUGUUGUGUGCAAAAGGGGCUGAAUACUUCACGGGAGUCAAAUGCGAUCACGACAAAGAGAUUCUAUGCGUGUCUUUAACCAAUAUUUGUGCAGGCAUCUUCAAUAGUAUCCCAUGUUGUGCAUCUAUCAGAUUAAUCAUCUUGAAUAUCAGAGUCAGGAAUAUGAAUAGAUGGUCGUCUAUUCUGAAUGGACUCUCUGUCAUUCUAUUCUAUGGACUAUUCAGUCGAUACUUUCUCUAAAUUCCACUGUAUUUUGUGAGUGGUAUCCUAUUGUACUCAGCCUACAUGUGUCCGACUUGGCCCUAUUUGGAAAAUGCUGUGGAGAACCAAAAGGAGAUUAAUUUUAGUUAAACAAAUUACAAUAUCAAUCAUUUGUGUAUAUUAUGGAGCUAUUGA